Molecule: messenger RNA, 810 nt
Organism: Symbiodinium sp. CCMP2592
Lineage: Eukaryota; Dinophyceae; Suessiales; Symbiodiniaceae
Source: the annotation of a GenBank genome assembly
AUGUACAAGCAGGCCAUGGAGAAGUUCGCUGUUACGUGUUAUGUUCUUGGUUCUCGGGGGAGGCUAUGUAAGAGCAGUUUUCAGAAGCUCUCCCAGGUUAGAUAUUAUGACUGGGGAUGUGCAGUUGCAAGGAGCCGACCCCCAAGCAUGCAACCCUACAGCAGGCCACCCUAUGGGGUCGUUCCUUACUUCCCAGCAGCCAGCAAGCAGUGCGACAAGGCCGCGGAUCCCCUACAUUGGUCCCCUCGUAAGCGCCAAGGAGAAGCUCCGCACGUGAACAACCCUCGAAGGUACUUGAACACCAUCAGCGAUCGUUUCCAGAGCAUGUUCGACGGACUUCUGAAAGAAGUUCUCUGUCGGGUGGACGAAGCGCUCUUUCCGGAAGACCACCGCAUCGCGUAUCAGCAGGUUUACUGCAUCAACUACGAGGAGGGACGAGACUCUGGCCUGAAAGCCCAUACCGAUGACUCAGACCUGACCAUCAACGUGUUUCUCGGAUCUCCCGAUGGCUACGAGGGAGCGGAGCUCCUCCUGCUGUCACCAGCUCCGGAGGACACGGCCUGUGGAACUCCCAGACUGGAUCCUGGAAUCUACAAGGGCUCGUCGCUGUCCUACCGACAUGAGGAGGUUGGUACCGCUCUACUUCACCCCGGCGAUCGCUGGCAUGCUGUGGAAAAGCUUCGAUCAGGGAGCCGGUGGAACCUGCUGAUCAUGGCACUGCGCGACGAUGCUGCUUGGAAGCGGACCUUCUAUGAGGAGGAGGCCCGGCACCUGUCGGCAAAGGCUGAAUCCUUGGCGCAGACGGCUUAG